Molecule: messenger RNA, 1371 nt
Organism: Cuscuta campestris
Lineage: Eukaryota; Viridiplantae; Streptophyta; Magnoliopsida; Solanales; Convolvulaceae
Source: the annotation of a GenBank genome assembly
GUGACCCAAAACUCAAGCCAAAGAAAAAAAGUAUUUGCUGUGACAAUGAAAACUGAAAUUGGUUUUGGAAUAAUGCAAAAAAAUGAGAUUUUUGAGACAACUUUCUUUUUUUUCUUGUUGACACUUUGAAAUUCUGUUGAAAUGAUGCGAGAGCAACCUUUUCUUGCCAAGUAAGUGCUCACCAAAGUAACAAUGGCUGCUCAGCUAAAAAAUCUCCCAACCUCGAACCCGCUCUAUCUCUGCUACCCAUCUCCAUUUCCUCACAGGCUCUCUCGGCCUCAAUUUCAAUCUCCCAGGAACCCAUUCAUACCCAUCUCUCUUUCUCGCUCCCUCCCAAUCGAAUCCCGUUCCCAAAUCACAGGCCCGAUACGGAGAGACGAGGACGGGCCGGUCCUCGGCGAUUGCGUCGUCUUCGAAGAGGGCGCCUUCGACGAUCCGUUCCUCCACCGUUCGAUCUAUGACCCGGCUAGCAGACGGAGGGACUCGGCGGAAUUGGCGCCGGAGAAUCUAGUUCCGGAGGACUGGGCGGAUGUUCAGAGGGAGAUUAAUAUCGCGAAGAAGAAGAAGAGGAAGGAGAAGCAGAGGGUCGAGCUGAGACCUAUUGGGGGAGAUGACAGGUCUAGGGCAAGGGCCGAUCUGGAGGAAUACUCCAGAGUUGUGAAGGAGAGUUUCAAGAGGCUAAAUCCUGUUGUACUUGAUGAUCCAGUGUUUCCUGAAGCAGGAGAUGAAGGAAACUGCGAGGAACGUGAGGAUGGCUCAGGUUGGAGUGCUUCCAAUGGCAGAGUGAAGCCGAAGAACCCUAGAGGAGCUAUGAGUGUUGGUGAUUUGGAUGAUAUAAGAGAGUUCUUCAACAAUGGGAGUUAUGAUUCUAGAGGCAGCACAAAAUCUGGAGGUCCCUUUCUCUGUCCCUCUGUGUUUUCUUUGACUAGACAUGUGUAAAUCCUACUGUCUGUUAAUUAAGCAAGAAUCUAUUGACAUGCGUCUUGUUUGUCAUAAUAUGAUAUAGUCAUUUGAGGAUUUUGAGGACCUUUAAGUUGCUCGGUUUCACCCCAAAUUGGGUCCUAUAAGUGCUCUUACAUUGUUUGCGUUAUUAUGUUUAUUUUGUUUGUGCUUCUAUGUUUCACCCGGGGUCUCUUAGAAACACUUUCUCUACUUCUGACUAGGGUAAUAUCUUCUUACACGCACCCUUCCCGGACCCUACUUUUUGAGGAUUUUAUAGGUUUUGUUAUUGUUGUUAGAGAAAAGAUGAUUAGCAGCUUUGUUGGGCCAAACACAUCUUGUUGGAGAAUGCCUUUGGAGCUCUUGGAAGCAUGAUCCUUUAUUGCACAAAUUCAUUUUGCAAAGCCUUGGGUUGCUAAGCCAAGUGUUUUG